Phytophthora nicotianae INRA-310 is the source of this 2109-nucleotide messenger RNA. RefSeq lists its product as hypothetical. Bases 23 to 2026 code for a protein of 667 amino acids. The transcript has a single exon. The record is from RefSeq and is a predicted model, not a curated record. NCBI's taxonomy places the organism in Eukaryota, Oomycota, Peronosporomycetes, Peronosporales, Peronosporaceae.
AGAUAACAUAGAAAGCCUGAAAAUGGAGCAUGUGUUGGGUGAUCUCGACGGCAAGACGGACGUGCUGCGCUUCAUCGUGGGCUUCCUUUCGUUCCGCGACUGGCUCUGCUUAUCGUCCUGCAGCCGCUCUCUUGCCAGCUCGGAUUUGCGCCGCUUCGUGCUGUCCCAGGGCGUGCUGCGCGUGCCCCCACCUCCUCUGACGAACAAGAUGGACGAGCUGCCAACCGCCGACUACUAUGCCGACAGUUUCCUGCGCCAUAUGAAGCCGGAAAUGCUGCGUUGUGUUACAACCAUCAAGGUGCCACGUACAGGCAUGCAUUUGUUGAAUUUACUGCGCGUUUUACCCGCUUUACGCUCGCUGCGGUUCUGGGACUACCCAUACUGGACCCCAGAGGACGACAAGCCUGAGGAAGAGGAGCCAGCAAUUAACGUGGCGGCAGUGCUGCAACUACUACCAACACUGCAGGAAUUAAACGUCGCAGACGCCGAUAUUACACUAUCAGAGCUGCUGGAGGUGGUAGGGCAAGGACCCGAAAAUAAGGAUAUUCAACCGACUGGAUGGAACUUAAGAGCUUUAGAUUUGGCAGAAACUGAUGUAGUAGAUCUGGCGCCACUGGUAGUACUGCCACAUUUACAGUCGCUGAGUGUCAGACGCACCAACGUGGCCAGCUUGGCUGUGUUGGAGGCGCUACCAGAGCUCCAUGCGUUGGACGUGUCCGAAACUAGGGUCGUCGAAUUUAGCGCCUUGAAGACUCUGCCACACUUGGAGACGCUAGAUAUAAGCAAGAAUUGGGUCACGACAGAUCUGAGUGUGCUGCAGCAUUUGACGGCGUUGAGAUCAUUGAAAGUCACGAAUAUCGGUGCGUCCGAUGCGUCGGAGUUGACGUUGAAUUGCCCCGACCUCGAGAUUUUACACUUGCAAAACACAAGGCUAACGGAUCUGGAGUUUGUGAGAGGCUUGUCUAAUCUGACAUAUCUGGAUAUUCGCUGGACGCACGUGGGGGAUCGACGUCCGUUGGCUGCGCUGGAAUCGCUGGAGCACUUGCUGCUAGAUACACGAGAAAGAGGAGAAACAGCUACCGAGAUGGCGGAACUACCUGUACUACCUGUAAACUACGAGUGGUUGGGCAGUCUACACAAACUGAAGAAGUUGAGAAUGUACAAACACAACUACCCGGACGAUAUCGCCGAUGUACUGCAGGAAGAGGUCGAAGAGAGAGGAACCACGGUUGUUUCUACUAGAGGACUGACGAUCCCCAUGACGCAUCGCGUUCCCAGUUCAUUUCUCAGGUUUGUGAGUAGACAGGGAGCGUUGACAUCGCUCGAACUGCCGCCACUAACGGACUACUCGCCACUGACCUUAAUGUCGUCCACUCUACACCAUUUGCGACUGCAACAGUGGUGUGCAGACGACUUGGCUCAGAUCGCGGCACUUGGAGAAAUGCCGGCUCUUACUAGACUAUCGAUGUCGCUACCACCCACCGCUCAGGUCAUGGAUCUUCUUCCUCUUGAAGGUUUUGUACAGCUGACUCAGUUAGAGCUACUAGACGUUCUGUUUGAAGAUCUAUCUCCGCUUGGAGCGCUCGUGAAUCUAGAGAAACUAGAGCUAUCUCUACUUGAUCGUGGCAAGCGACAGCUAGCACGUCGUCACAAGGAUCACCAGACUACGUUCGAGUUCCUCUUGCAGCUAACAAAGUUGGAGGAAUUGUCACUGGCCGGUCGCGUGGACUUUAAAGACGCUGCGUUACUAUCAGGGAUGCGGAAGAUGCGUCGGCUGUGGCUCAAUGCGACCAAAAUCGAUGACGCUUCUCCAUUGGCCUCAUUAACGCGUUUAGAAAUGCUGGAGCUGGGACUCACACCGUUGACGACAGUUGAAGGAAUCCCCAGAUUGCCUGAGCUCCAGUCGAUUUGGAUCCCCGAAGCCGUCGAGUGCAAGCCCUUACGUGACGCGACCAACUUCCCACGACUGCAUUCGAUCUGGCACCCAGACGACUACAACUGUCUUUGGACAGACCAUAAGUUUUAAGAUGAAAAGUUAAUCGCAUUCUCGUAAUUGUGGGUCUUAUUAAGGGUUGCCAGUUAAACAUUACACGGUGGGCGACACCAAAG